This is a messenger RNA of Brassica oleracea var. oleracea, 358 nucleotides long. RefSeq lists its product as uncharacterized. The record is from RefSeq and is a predicted model, not a curated record. The coding region runs from base 31 to 246 and encodes 71 amino acids. The transcript has 2 exons. Lineage: Eukaryota; Viridiplantae; Streptophyta; Magnoliopsida; Brassicales; Brassicaceae.
UAAACAUCUUUGAAAAAGAAAUCAAAAGAUAUGGGUGCAAAAUGGAACUCAAUGAUUGCAAUAGUUUUUGUGGUGGCGAUGAUAAUGGCAAUGGAAAAUAUCAGCGGAGAAACAUUGCCACAAUGCCGUGAAGAUUGCAUUCAAGGUUGUGCCACCACCGGCGCACUUCCGUACCAAUGCCUCCAGAGUUGUUACCGUGGAUGCCGCGGCUUACCACCUGCUAUAAAAGCGGGAGCGAAGGGAUAGAAGAAAUAGUCAUGAAUCAGUGUUGGACUCUUGGGACUUUUAAAUUACUUCUACUAUAUCCUUAUGGCAUCAAUUGUGUAACCCUAUUAAAUAAAUGGAUGAUUUUUUUCUU